Molecule: messenger RNA, 1572 nt
Organism: Parathielavia appendiculata
Lineage: Eukaryota; Fungi; Ascomycota; Sordariomycetes; Sordariales; Chaetomiaceae
Exons: 2
Coding region: 1-1572 (523 amino acids)
Molecular function (GO): protein binding
Source: RefSeq, a predicted model, not a curated record
AUGGAGCCUUUACAUAUGACCGAAUUCGGUUCCGACCGGUACUUGGAGAAGGCGCUUCAACAGUCGCAAGCAACACAAGCAACGCCAGCACCUGCGACCCCAAGACUCUCCCAGUCCCAGUUCAUACUACCCCUUCGCGGGUCCAGUCUGUCCGAGACAGACGCUCCACCAGCCAAAUCCGUUGACCAGAAACGCUCUGAGAAGAGAGGUUUUGGUUUUCUCAAAAACAAGUUUCAUGUCAAAGGUUCCGCGGCUACAACUGGGAGUAGUGUCGAGCCUCCGAAUAAACGGCCCUCGUCGACCCACUCGAUAACCGCUGCCCGGCGAAGUCUCCCGUUCGACCAUCUCUUUGCCGCCCUACCGAAUGAACUGCAAGUCGAGAUCAUCGCGUCGCUCCCGCUCUCCGACAUCUUGAACCUCAGGCUAGCCUCCAGAUCCCUCCACGCCCUUGUAUCGCUGAACGAGACACCCAUAACCCGCUACCAUCUCGACCACCAUGUGCCUGCCUACGCCAAGCGUCUUUACCCGGCUCCGCGGGGCAUCCCGCUGAACUUACAUUACCUGUGUGGCCUGUGGCACCGGCUACACGUGGCUGCCAAGUUGUCACACUUGAUCUGCGAAUGGGUUUCAAAGGAGUUGUUCUUUCGCAACACGGAGGAUAAGAAGAGGGAAUUCGCGCCGCAAAGGGAGCGAAUGCGACGGCGCCUUAUACCCAGGCUCUUCACCGUCUUCCACUUCUUCGAAACCUACCGGACACUGCACCUUAAAUACAUGGCUGAGCACGGGUACGGGCUGCACCAAACCCCGUAUACGAUCAAUCCCAUCGAAGCCGAAAUCCUCAGCAUGUACGAUGACCGCACUCUUCUCCAAGUUCACGAAAUCUUUCCGCUCGUCAUGGCGUCCUUCGACAGACGCCUUCGUCCACCAACCUAUGUGGGUCGUGUGGAACGAUCGUUGAGGGGAUACCUCAGGGAGAAGCCGCCUGAAGAGGUACACGUCGCCAUUCUCUGUCUCGGCGGCCUGCGACAGGUGGAGAAGAUAUGGGAAGUCAAGGGCUACAACGCCCGGCGCGCCGCCGUCGACGCCUGGUAUUCGUCCAUCGUCCAGCAAACUUCUGAGCCGGAAGCGAAAAAGCGCAGGGGAAUGUUGGGUUUGAAGCGCAAGAAGUCUUCGUCUGUUUUGGGGAAGCCAUGCACAAAUGAUGGUGCCUCAGUCUCUGGAAGUGCCGACAGCAUGAGUCUCGCCAAAGGAAAGCAGCCGGAAAGUCUGGUGUUCUGCACCAGUCUAGCAGACGGCAUGCCCAUGGGCUCUUUGAGCAAGGAGGAGCUCAAACUUCUUGUUCCAGAUCUGCCGGGACUCCGCCAGAUAUGGUCCGAGACGGCCGAAACCUUGAUUUUGGAUGACCGGAAAAUCGUCCAGCGGCAGAGCGACAUUCGACGUAAUGCCCAGAUAUUCACCGACCUCAUCAGUGAGAACAGUAGUGCCGACGAGGACCAAUGGCUCUACGGCACUACCGCACCCGACUCGCUACGACCGAACCUAGAUGCCAUCGAGGAGGACUUGAUGGAGUGA